This is a messenger RNA of Lingula anatina, 1554 nucleotides long. RefSeq lists its product as uncharacterized. NCBI's taxonomy places the organism in Eukaryota, Metazoa, Brachiopoda, Lingulata, Lingulida, Lingulidae. The record is from RefSeq and is a predicted model, not a curated record. Gene Ontology annotation, molecular function: protein binding. Gene Ontology annotation, biological process: signal transduction.
UAUAUAUAUACCCAUGUGGUCACGUCCAGUCACUAGUAGACACUGAUGCCUGCAGAGAAACGAUACACACAGGAGUACCAAAUCAACAGAAAGGGGAGAUAUCGCAGAAAUUGUGGACUUCGAGUAUUGCUGGAUUACUACUUUGGGAUCGGGAGCUACAUAUUUUGACAGUGUUUUAGUAGCGGAGCCGGACUGUGAUUUCAGACAUCAAGACAUAAUAUAAGGCCUACGUUUUAGUCGCGAUCAGCGUCCCAGUUUUUAACCCAAGACGGUUUGGUGUGAUUUUUUAUAUUUUGGGAGAUACAGUCAUUAUCAAUCGACUAAUUAAAUUAAAGAUACCUUUGUUGGACGUCAACUAGGUCUACUUGUGGCCUUAAUACUCCGUUCGGACAGACAAAAGCACUGACGUUGAGGUAACCCUUCAAAACAAGCAUGGGUUCCCUUCUACGCAGUUACAUUUUAGGCUUGCUAGGACUGUUUUCAAUGGCAAAUGUGUACGUAGGGGCAGAAUAUCGCUACAUUCAUAUUCGGAACGAGGAAAAUGGUGAAAUGGUUGAGUGUAGGGAGAUCCAGUGUGAGAAAGGGCAGUAUGCCAAGCCGUGCACACCUGAUGACAGGGAUUCGUCACGCUGCGUCCCUUGUGAAGACGGUUACUAUCAAGACGAUAAUGUGAAUCCCCUGCGUAAAGAAUGCAAACUGAAAAAACGUUGUUUGGAUCAGAAUCCAGACAUAAAGAAAUGCACCACCGUCAAAGACCCCGGGAGUUUGACCAGGGACGCGACCUGCUCGUGUCUUCAAGGUUGCACAUGGUACAAGUCACUCGCUGAAUGCAUUCCUGAUGACCCCAGCGUGCGGCCUACCACGCCACGACCUUCUUGUCCGCCUGGUCAAACGACCAAGGAAAAUAGCACAGGUUGUUUCCCCGAGUGCCCAGAGGGUUUUUUCAAGGACGGUGACAGCUGCAAGCAAUACACGAAUUGUCGGAGAGAGGGGAAGUGUGUGGAAAUCAAGGGAAACGCCACCGCGGACAACAUCUGCAGCGCAGCCAACUUCACAGAUUGGACCAAGGACUGCAACCAGACCGGUUCUUCACAGCAGCAGAAGUCAGAAGGGCCUAAGAUGCUAAAGAUUAUACUUGGUGUGACGGUCCCUGGGGUUAUUUUAUGUGCACUAGCCAUUAUAGCUUAUUGUGCAUGGAAAUGGACAACGAACAAAAAGAAUGAAGAACAAAAUAGACAGGAGAUUCUGGCCCGACUGACUAGUGGAACUUUGGAGGGGGAAGCUCUGCGUAUAGCAUUUGGGAUAGUGGAAAAUAACAUGCGUGAAAACUGGGAGCGAUUGGGAAGACGUCUGUUGGAGAAUUUUGAUACUACUGUGCGUUUUGAAAUAUAUGAAGCAUAUCCUCCUUCCAGUACACCGCUUGCAGAUCGAGUGAGCAGAAUGCUCACGAUCUGGAAGGAAAAACGCGCCAGAGACGCCACGGUGGCGGCUCUUCUGCGGGCGCUGGAUUUUAUAGGACAGGGGAACAUAUCCCAAGCCAUACUGCAAAAAAUU